Messenger RNA from Dentiscutata erythropus, 576 nucleotides. Lineage: Eukaryota; Fungi; Glomeromycota; Glomeromycetes; Diversisporales; Gigasporaceae. The record is from the annotation of a GenBank genome assembly.
AUGCAAGUUCAAUUUAUUCACGAAACCCUUUCCUUCUCACCAUCUCCAUCCCUUCAGCAUGAUAAUGAUUCACUCCUUAUGCAGCAGAUUUCAAAUCCGCCAUAUCAUCUUACUUUAUCCUUGAAUCUUUUAUUAGCCCCAAGUCGAAAAAGUCCAACGCACUUACCAAGACCACAAAAUUCCUUUGUUUUAUUCAGAAAGGACUAUAACACGAAAAUGCGUCAAUUAAAUCGUAAUAGUUCUAAUAAACUAAGUGCAAAGAUUAUUUCAGAGAAUGCCAAAGUUGAGUGGAGCAGGCAGCCACCAACUGUAAAAAACUUUUUCAAAGUUUUGGCCAAAGAGGCUGACAAACGGCAUAAGGAAAUGUUUCCUCACUAUAAAUAUCAGCCUAAAUGUAAAUCAAGAGAUAAUAGAGAUGAAAAUGAGGAGUCCGCUUCCCCAAUAAAUUCUGAAUCGUUAGAAGAUACCACACAUGUGGUUGAAAUCGAUUCAACUUCGGAUAACAAUGACAGUAUAGGUUCUGAUACUGACAUGUUUGAUACAUAUUUUGAUUACAAUGCAUAUUGUAAUAAUUAA